CGAGUGUGGGGAUUGUUGCACGUGGGGCGCGGACUGAGGGUGCAGAGAAGGGGGCGGCGCGUGGGGAACCCGGCAGAGCGCGCGUGCGUGUGGCGCGUAGGGUGUUCGGUUUGGGUUUUGAGUGUGGAACGUUUCGAUGCUGACUGUAGUGGCUGAGAUUCCCGCGGCUGCAUCUCCGGGCUUUCUUGAGUGAGUCCCCCUUCAUGAUCUGUCACCAGGAGUAGUCUCGGAGACGCGGCUCGCCGUGGGAACAUGAAUCUCUUACCUAAAAGCUCCAAGGAGUUUGGCUCUGUUGACUAUUGGGAGAAGUUCUUCCAACAGCGAGGGAAGAAAUCUUUCGAAUGGUAUGGCACCUACCUGGAACUCUGUGAAGUGCUGCACAAAUACAUCAAGCCCAGGGAAAAGCUGCUUGUGAUUGGCUGUGGCAACUCAGAGCUCAGUGAGCAACUGUAUGAUGUGGCUAUCAAGAUAUCGGUGAAUAUUGACAUCAGUGAGGUGGUCAUCAAGCAGAUGAAGGAGCGCAAUGCAGCCGACGCCCCACAUAGCUUCUUGAAGAUGGACAUGACCCAGAUGGCGUUUCCUGACGCCACAUUCCAAGUGGUGGUGGAAGGCACUCUGGAUGCUGUCCUGACAGACGAGGAGGAGGAGACCUUGCAGCAGGUGGACAGGAUGCUGGCUGAGGUUGGCCGGGUCCUGCAGGUGGGCGGUCGCUACCUCUGCAUCUCCCUGGCGCAGGGCCCUCACAUCGUGAAGACAGUGGGUCAGUCUCUUCUCUCUCGGGAGGGGUGGAUGGUGAGGGUACACCAAGUGGCCAGCAGCCAGGACCAGGUGUCUGAAGCAGAGCCUCGGUUCUCCCUGCCUGUCUUUGCCUUCGUCAUGACCAAGUUCAGGCCAGUCCGGGCUCUGCCCUUCAGAUUCUUUGAGCUGUGUACUCAGGAGCAGGGCAAGCCCUUGCGGCUGGAGAGUGCCGAUCGACUGGCUGAGGCCGUGCGGGAGCGGCAGCACUAUCGCUGGCUGUGUAGUCAGCUGCGCCGCAAAGUGGGCUGGGGAGUGGUGUCUCUGGACUUGUGCAGUGGGGACACUGGGGAGCCACGCUACAGCCUCCACGUGGUGGACAACCCCACUGUGAAACCAUCGCGGGACAGUCAUUUGCCAUUUUUAUCAGUGAUACCCCAGGGCCGAGAGACCGAGUGGCUCUUUGGCAUGGACGAGGGCCGGAAGCAGCUGGCAGCCAGCGCAGGCUUCAGGAGGUUGGUCACCGUGGCUCUUCAUCGCGGCCAGCAGUAUGAUGGCAUGGAAAGCAUUCAAGCAGAGCUGGCAGCCAGAGUCAUGGAGCUGGCCCCGGCCGGGAUGCCUCCCCAGCAGCAGGGUCCCUUCCUGUCUGUGGGUGGGGACAUUGGAGUCCGGACUGUUCGGCACCAAGACCACAGUGCCCUGAGUGGUGACUAUGUUAUUGAGGAUGUGCAAGGGGCAGAUAGGUGGUACUUUCGGCGGCUCAUCUUCCUCAGCAACAGGAACGUUGGUGCAGGUCGGAAGCCAGACUGCUGAAGGAGGGUGUCUCACCGAGGUGAGGCAUCACACUUAGCCCAGAAGAAACGGAAAAAGGACAGGAAAAAGCAGCGGCCUGCUGAUGCUUCUGAGGACGUCCCUCCUGCCCCUGGGCAGUCCAUCGAUAAGAGUUACCUCUGCUGUGAACACCAUAAAGCCAUGAUCGCUGGCCUUGCCCUGCUGAGAAACCCAGAGCAGCUCUUAGAGACUCCACUGGCAUUAUUGGUGGUGGGUCUAGGAGGAGGUAGCCUCCCCCUCUUCGUUCAUGAUCAUUUCCCAAAGUCUCGUGUCGAUGCUGUUGAGAUUGACCCCUCCAUGUUGGAAGUGGCCACCCGGUGGUUUGGCUUCUCCCAGAGUGACCGGAUGAAGGUUCACAUUGCAGAUGGCCUGGCCUACAUUACUAGCUUGGCAGGAGGAGAAGCGCGACCCCACUAUGAUGUGAUCAUGUUUGAUGUAGACAGUAAGGAUCCGACACUGGGGAUGAGUUGUCCUCCCCCAGCGUUUGUGGACCAACUUUUCCUCCAGAAGGUCAAAAGCAUCCUGUCUCUUGAAGGUAUCUUUAUCCUUAACCUUGUGUGUCGUGAUGUGGAGUUAAAGGACUCAGUGCUGGCUGGACUCAAGGCAGCCUUCCCUCUCCUGUAUGUCCGGCGAAUUGAGGGCGAAGUGAAUGAGAUCCUGUUUUGUCAGCUGCAGCCAGAGCAGAAGCGUGCUACACCAGAGCUCCUGGAAAUGGCCCAGGCUUUGGAACGGACCCUGAGGAAGCCUGGGCAGGGUUGGGAUGACACCUAUGUCCUGUCAGAUAUGCUGAAGACUGUAAAGAUUGUGUGAUCAGCUUUCUGCCCAGACAGAUGUGAACUGGGCUGCUGGAGUAUGACACACAGGUUGUUUAGACUUCAUGUUUUUUUUUGGUGAUAUCCCUCUGACCUUUUGGGAUGGGAGGCAGUCCCAGGGAUGAUUGCUUUGAUUUUUUUAUAGAAGUGUGGUUAUGGACGAAGAACGGAGCUGGUCAUCUGCUUCUGGAGGCUGAGGGAAGGACAAAGGAGAAAUUACAGUUGGGCAGUGUCCUACUGUGGAUCUUCAGUGUCUUCCCAAAGGUCAUAUGUUGAAAGGUGACUCGGGCUUUGUGGAGGAGGUUAGGUCACUGGUGUGCCCUUGAAGGACUGUAGAGACACUGGCCUUUCUCUUUUGGUCACUGUCAGGUGAAGCACUCAAACUACCAUAUCUUCCCUCCCAUGAUGCCGUUUCACCUCAAGCCCAAGGACAAUGGGUCUGCCUACUCAUGGCCUAGAACCAUGACUAAGCCAAUAAACCUUUCUUCCUUGCAA
This is a messenger RNA of Arvicola amphibius (Eurasian water vole), 2873 nucleotides long. RefSeq names its product methyltransferase 13, eEF1A lysine and N-terminal methyltransferase (gene Mettl13). NCBI's taxonomy places the organism in Eukaryota, Metazoa, Chordata, Mammalia, Rodentia, Cricetidae. Gene Ontology annotation, molecular function: S-adenosylmethionine-dependent methyltransferase activity. The record is from RefSeq and is a predicted model, not a curated record.